CAGACGGUAACGUGUUCCUGGAGGGAAGUGACUCCGAGGGAGAGGAAGAUGACAAGAAAGUUUUAUCACUUUCCGGAACUUCUGAUGGUUUUCGAUCAAGACCUAUAAAAGAGCAAUGGGUGAUCAGUUUAAAGCAGAGAUCUGGUGUACUAAAGAUGGGUGGGUUCAUUCACAAAGGAUACAAUGAACUGAAGGAGUUCAUGAAGACGAUAGAAUACAAUAACUUCAUGGCUGAACUAACUUGCAAUGAAACAAAGAACAGACCAGCUGGACCUUUGGCUCCAAGCCACACGAGAGUGAAACUGCAAAGAGUAAUGGAGGACCUUGGGUCUGAUUACAUCAACGCAAAUUUUGUUGGCUCACCAUUGUAUCCAAAGUCAUACAUCAUAGCUCAAUGGCCAAUGGAAAACACAAUACCAACAUUUUGGAGGAUGAUUUGGGAGACCAAUGCGUCAGUGAUUGUGGUAUUAGGAGACACUGAUGAUAAGAAUAACUUCUGGCCAGAGAAGGAAGACUAUCAGCUGCACCCAGCAGUGAUACUGGGAGAGUGGUAUACUGACUCUCUCUAUGUUAGGACUGAUAAGGUUCAUCCUAACACCUCCGGAGUAGAGGGACUGUUUGAGGUAUCCAUGGUGAUACACAGUUAUGAUGAUGAUGUCACUGAGCACCUGAGCCUGUUUCAUUACUCAACCUGGCCACAGAAUGGUGUUCCACAAAGUCCAGUUCACGUUGGUCACUUGUUUCAUCACAGUCUAGCAGCAAGGACAAGAGGG
This is a messenger RNA of Amphimedon queenslandica, 773 nucleotides long. RefSeq names its product receptor-type tyrosine-protein phosphatase mu-like. Gene Ontology annotation, biological process: protein dephosphorylation. Gene Ontology annotation, molecular function: protein tyrosine phosphatase activity. Lineage: Eukaryota; Metazoa; Porifera; Demospongiae; Haplosclerida; Niphatidae. The annotation marks the transcript as partial. The transcript has 6 exons. The record is from RefSeq and is a predicted model, not a curated record.